AUGAAGGCAGCGACAUUUCUUUGCGGUUUCACUUUCGUCACAAUAGCGCAUGCCGGCUUCCUUGGCAGAGGCGGGGCACGAGGCAGAUUCGGCGGAGCCGGUGGUUUUGGAGGUGGACACUACGGAGGUGGUGGAGGCCAUGGUGGUGGCAUUGGAGAGGGAUUUGGUGGUGGUCACCACGGAGGAGGAAGAGGUGGUGGUGGUGUAUCGUAUCUCGUAAGCAACGUCAGUGAGACCGUUGGCGGAGGUGGAGGCCAUGGCGGAUAUGGUGGAGGAGGUUUUCUGGAGGCCACGGUGGUGCCGGUCUCGGAGGCUGUUACGGAGGAAGUUUCUCUGGCGGCCACGGCGGCGCAGGCCUCGGUGGCGGUUACGGAGGAGGUUUCCCCGGUGGCUAUGCUGGUGGCGCUGGCAUCGGCGGAGGUGCUGCUAAGGGCCCUAGUUCGAGGCGCCGGAGGCGUUGGAGGGGCAUACGGUGGUAGACACGGCGGUGGAUUCGGAGGAGGACACGGCGAUGGAUUUGGAGGUGGCAACGGUGGCGGAUUUCUAGGUGGAGUAGGAGGUGGUUAUGGCGGACACCACGGCGGUGGAUGGCAGUAA
Molecule: messenger RNA, 597 nt
Organism: Ornithodoros turicata
Lineage: Eukaryota; Metazoa; Arthropoda; Arachnida; Ixodida; Argasidae
Exons: 3
Coding region: 1-597 (198 amino acids)
Source: RefSeq, a predicted model, not a curated record